Messenger RNA from Tetrahymena thermophila SB210, 861 nucleotides. Its product is annotated as arylamine N-acetyltransferase. The transcript has a single exon. Gene Ontology annotation, molecular function: acetyltransferase activity. NCBI's taxonomy places the organism in Eukaryota, Ciliophora, Oligohymenophorea, Hymenostomatida, Tetrahymenidae. The record is from RefSeq and is a predicted model, not a curated record.
AUGUAAUACUUCUUAACAGCUGAAGAAACAAAGCAAUUUUCUUAAAGGAUAAAGAUUAGUUCAAAAAGAGAAGAUCAGUCCAGCUUGGAUUAUCUAAAUUAAAUUAUAUAGAACUUUUAAGAGAAUAUACCAUUUUAAAAUGUGUUUUUGUUGGCAACGCCAGUAGAAAAAAGAAGAAGACUUACUUGGGAUGAGGUAAAGAAUGAUCUUUUAUCUGGACAAGGAGGACUUUGCUAUUCUUUAAAUCUAUUUCUACACAUUUACCUAAAUAAUAUUGGAUAUAAAACAGAUUUAGUAAUUAGUACUUAUAGCUCACCAAAUGAUCACACGGUUAUUAUUAUUAAUGAUUUGAUUUAAAAAGCUGAUAAAUAUAUGAUUGAUGUUGGUUCUGGAUAUGCUUCUUCUUUUGCCAUACCUCUUAAUUUUGGCGAUGAGUCUCCUUAUUAUAGUUUUUCUUACACAACUAUGAAGCUAAAAUGGGAUGUAAAUAAAUAAAAUAUCUUACGUAUCCACAAGUCUUAAACAUCAGGAUAGGAAAAAGUCAUCUUAAAAUUCCAUUUAGUACCUAUUUAAGAUUACAAUAUAGAGCUUGCAGAAUAAGAAAGAAUAUUCACUGAUCCUACUUUUACUCCUUUUCAUAGAAUAUUAUGUAUUUUAACUUUUAAUAAGGAUGGAGCAAGAAAUAUGUAGGAUAAAUAGUUUGUGCGUGAAAAUAUAUAAGCCAACAAAUUACAAAAUGAAGGAGAAGAAAUUUAAGAUGUACAUAAAUUUGUGGAAAUUUGUGCAAAAGAAUUUCCUAGCUUAAAUUCAGAGAUAUGCAGAAAUGCCUAUAACCAUCUCUUUAAUAAACCUAAUUUAUGA